AUGCCAGGACUGUGGAGAGCAAUUGCCCUGGAGACCCUUCUGGGCUACGUCUCUUGGUCUCUCUACCACGGACUGGGACCCAUGAUCUAUUACUUUCCCCUGCAAACGCUGGAACUCACCGGCCUGGAAUUGUUUGGCGUAGCCUUUCUCUCUCCAAUACUCUUAACAAUUCCUCCAUUCUGGAAACUCGUUCAGAGGAAAUGGACCCUUUCUCUGCUGCGGAUCAUCACUGUCGGCAGCAUAGCGUCCUUUGAGGCUCCGGAUGCCAAGCUCCGGCUGGUGGUCCUUGCCCUUGGUGUGUCUUCCUCACUGAUAGUGCAAGCUGUGACCUGGUGGUCAGGAAGCGGAUUGCAAAGGUACCUCAAACUCUGGGGGUUUAUUUUGGGACACAUUCUUCUCCUUGUCCUCCGCAUAUGGUACACCUCGUUAAACCCGAUUUGGAGUUCUCGGACGUGUAAUCGAGUGGUCUUGACACUGAGUGCCAUAGCUGUGUGUGACCGCAUUGGCGCAGACGGAGACUACAGCACUCCUGAGGGGAAGAAGCCCAGCGAGGUGGCCAAGGGCAUGGCGUCUCGCUGUAGCUGGCUGUUGCCGGGAGCCGCCUUCGGGAGCCUCAUGUUCCUCACCCACUGGAUCUUUGGAGAGGUCUCGGUUGUUUCGAGAUGGGCAGUGAGUGGCCGUCCCCACCCAGGGCCGGAUCCGAUCCCUUUCGGAGGUGUGGUUCUGCUGGGCUUGUCAAGUGGACUGAUGCUUUCGGGCUCCUCAUGGCUCCGUGAGGCUGGGUUAGCCUGGUGGAUGACAGGAGCAGCUUCCGCCGUGGGGCUCCUUUACCUGCGCACGUGGGCAGCAGCUGUUUCCGGAUGUGUACUGGCAGUCUUCACAGGGUCCAUGUGGCCUCAUGUACUUGGGCACCUCGUGAUCUCAGGGAAAAGCCCUGGGGAAACCAUGGCCACGGGCACAGGCCUUUAUCUCUUAGAAAUAUUUUUCUGUGCCUGGUGCACAGCUUUUAAGUUUGUUCCCGGAGGUGUCUAUGCUAGAGAAAGAUCGGAUGUGCUUUUGGGGACCAUAAUGGUAAUUAUUGGGUUGAGUAUGCUGUUUGGACCUAAGAAAAACCUUGACUUCAUUCUUCAAACAAAACACAGCCCUAAAGGGCUUUUGAGAAGGAGUGAGAAAUACAUGAAACUUAUUUUGUGGUUGCUUGUUGGUGUGGGGUUAUUGGGAUUAGGACUACGGCACAAAACCUAUGAGAGGAAAUUAGGCCAAGGGGCACCAGCAAAAGUAGUCUCGGCUGCCAUCUGGCCUUUUAGGUUUGGAUAUGACAACAAGGGCUGGUCAAAUCUCGAGGGGUCUGCUCGGCUGCUCAAGGAGACGGGUGCAGAUUUUAUUACCAUCUUGGAAAGUGAUGCUUCUAAACCCUAUAUAGGGAACAAUGACUUAACUCUGUGGCUGGGGGAGAAGAUGGGUUUCUAUACAGACUUUGGGCCAAGCACCAGGGAUCACACUUGGGGGAUUAUGGUGCUGUCUCGGUACCCUAUUGUGAGAUCGGAGCAUCACCUCCUUCCGUCGCCAGAGGGCGAGAUCGCACCAGCCAUAACCCUGACAGUUAACAUCUCCAACAGAUUGGUGGAUUUCGUGGUGACACACUUUGGGAAUCACGAAGAUGAUCUCGACAGGAAGCUACAGGCAAUUGCAGUUUCAAAACUGCUGAAAAACUGCUCAAACCAAGUGAUAUUUCUGGGCUAUAUUACUUCAGAGCCUGGUUCCAGAGAUUAUGUCCAACUCACGGAACACGGCAACAUGAAGGAUAUUGACAGCUCAGAUCGAGACAGAUGGUGUGAAUACAUCAUGUAUCGGGGCCUGAUCAGGUUAGGUUACGCAAGAAUUUCUCAUGCUGACCUGAGUGACUCUGAGAUUCAGAUGGCCAAAUUCAGGAUCCCCGAUGAUCCUGCCAAUUACAGAGACAACCAGAAAGUGGUCAUAGACCACAAAGGGGUUCCCGAGAACAUUCACUUCAACCCCAGAUUUGGCUCUUACAAAGAAGGACAUAAUCAUGAAAACAACCACCAUUUUCACAUGAAUACACCGAAAUACUUCAUCUGAACCCUUUCAUACAAGAAGUCAUCAUUGACCAGGGGAAAUGUGCAACAGCCCAAAGAAGAGUCAAGUGAAAAUGUCAGGGUACACAAGAAGAAUCUAAAAAGUGUGACAUCAUGCUGUGGGAACUCUGUCAACUCGUAAGCUAUGCUGCUUAA
Molecule: messenger RNA, 2252 nt
Organism: Psammomys obesus (fat sand rat)
Lineage: Eukaryota; Metazoa; Chordata; Mammalia; Rodentia; Muridae
Gene: Cwh43
Product: cell wall biogenesis 43 C-terminal homolog
Exons: 16
Coding region: 1-2100 (699 amino acids)
Biological process (GO): GPI anchor biosynthetic process
Cellular component (GO): endoplasmic reticulum
Source: RefSeq, a predicted model, not a curated record